Phialemonium atrogriseum is the source of this 5646-nucleotide messenger RNA. RefSeq lists its product as uncharacterized. The coding region runs from base 1 to 5646 and encodes 1881 amino acids. The transcript is spliced from 3 exons. NCBI's taxonomy places the organism in Eukaryota, Fungi, Ascomycota, Sordariomycetes, Cephalothecales, Cephalothecaceae. Gene Ontology annotation, cellular component: nucleus. Gene Ontology annotation, molecular function: ATP-dependent chromatin remodeler activity; ATP binding; ATP hydrolysis activity. The record is from RefSeq and is a predicted model, not a curated record.
AUGGACUUGGUCCAGGAUAAUGAUCCCUUCAUAUGGGAUGCAGACCGGCUGCGAAAAGAGCUCUGCACGGCAGAUCGAACAUGGGAUGCGCCGCCAAACCUCAAGUUUCCUCACCCUGAUCGGCUGGCCGAUAAGCUACUUGACCUGGAGAUUGAUGGCGAGUCACUGCUCAUUUAUCGAGACAUGAUGGGCUCCCUAGCAUCUCUCAUGGUAGACCUUGGUAUCAACAAAGUGCCACAGCAGCUGUCCUUCUGCGCAGUCGUGCAGCUAUUGCAAGCACGCAGCCCAGCAUAUCGACGCUGGAAGAAGAACCAGAAUGGAGCUCCAGAUAUCCCAGACUCAGAUGUGGACAUGGACGACCAUCUGCCGAUGCCCCCCAUCUCUGAGACCUCUCCAGCCCUUCGGUCAGCAGAGGCCACAGCAGAGAGCUCCGCCACAGCUUUACGGUCCGAGGACCCCGGAGGGAUCGACCAGGCAACCGCUACUUUCCCAUCUGCUUCAGAAGAGCCACCAAUGAAGAAACAGAAGAGGAUUGUUCCAACUACUAUCAGCACCUCCCCUCGCCACAGUUCUAUGCCAAACUUCAUACCAACUGAGGCCGAUCGCUUCACCCAUGCAGACCCACUCUCCUCCCAUCUUCAGAACUCUCUUCAGGAUGGUGCCUCCGACUUUGCAUACCUCGGAGCAGCCAAGCUAACAUCCCAGGACAUGUUUGGCCCUGACAUGUCAAGCGACCAAGACUCAGCUGACCAAUUCACAUGGGUCAAGUCUGGCCGUCUCCCCCCUGGACGGCAGUUGCAAGUCAAUCGGGCCAUGAAGAAAUACCUGAGACUGGCGGACUCUACGGCGGACACCCCUAGCACUCCCUCGGAGAAGGAUAAGGUCCUUCCUCUAUUUGGCGAAUCUGACGAUGAGUACGACUCCGAUACAUACCGGGAGAUGGAGAUGGAGGAAGAAGAGCGAAUCAAGGCUGCAGCCUUGGAGCGGAAGAUGUUGAGCAAGGAUGAGGUGGAUGGUGUUAUCAGCGACGCCAUACAAGCUCUGGCAGACCUCUGGGCAGAGACUAAGAAACCAGUGUGGGAUCGGAAGGCAUUGGGGCUCUGGAACCGGCACAAACAUGCAGGUAUACGAAGGUCUGAAGUUGACAAGGCCUUGAGCCGCCGGAAGAGACUGGACGCCCGAAUCGCUCGGAUCUGCAAAGAGAUGGGCCAGGACAAGUGGCGGAAUAGGGACGAGCUUCAACGGCAGACAGCCUCCUUGGAGCUCAGCGUGUUUGACAGGGAAUACGAGUGCUGGCUUAUGAAGAUGCUCAACAAUCCUACCCCGCCACCGAAACCCAACAGGCUCUCAAGGCCGACUCUGCCGCCAAAAAAGCCAGCCGCAACCAAUGAGGGCGACGAGGAGAUCCUGACGAGCGAUUCCGAUAGUGGAUUCGAUGACUUCAUUGUCGAUGAUGAGCGCAUGGAUAUUGAGCCUGAUCUAGGCGAUGCAUCGAUGGAGGAUUCACGGAUGGAGCUAGACCCUAGACUGGAAAGCUCCCCUGGCCCAAGUUCUCCUGGCCCAAGUUCUCCCGGCCCAAGUUCUCCUGGCCCAAGGACUCCUGGCCCAUCUCUGCUUGAUCACCAAACCCCGGCCAGCGAAGCGGUCGACUACGAUCUCACGCAGAUCGAAGAUCAGCAACCAACACCGGACCCCGAGACGCCUAGCCGACAUCCUCCCGGGACGAAAAACACACCAAUAGACCUCGCCCCUUCGCCUGCCGACACCACAUUCCAGGCCCCGGACCGGAUCCCCGGCCUUGACGACCCGGCUGCGCUUGUGAAAGUCGGCUCAGCAUACUGGGAAAGGGUCAACGAUCCCGAACGCCUGGUGGUUACCGUCUUACAUACCUGGGAUUUAUCUGAACGCACAAGUCUGUUGACCUGCGUCGAGGAAAGCGGAUCAGAUGAGCUAUGGCAGAAACUCAUCAUGCGAGCCACGGAAAAGGGGGAACUUAGCCCUGUCCAAGACAAAAUGACCGAAGAGGACAGCAUCGACAAGGUUGCCUUCAUGCUGGCCAGACUGUUUGAGGUCUACGCCAGUUGCUCCUCGGCUAGAUCACGAGAGACGGCCCGGUUGAGGCGGCCCACCAUUGGGCGAAUCCAUUCCCACUCAUCAUUGUUCGACAAGUUUUGCCAACUGCUACGGGGGGUUGAGCCUGCUCCUUCUGCGCCGGCCAUCCCGAUCAAGAUCAAGGUCAAGCGCCCAAGAAACGCCGCACAAGACAACGAUGAGCCUGAUGUUGGAGUCGGAGAUGACGAAGAGGAGGAUAUCCAAACAGCCUCGUCUGAUUCGGAAGACGACCUGCCGCUCUCCCCGGCUAACAAACGGCGACAGCGCAAGGUUGUCCGUGAUAGGGCGGCCGAGGAUAUCCAAGAAAUCAAUGCCCGGCAGAAAAAAGAGUACGAGGAACGCAGACGCUUGCUGCGGGAGAGGCUGGCCGUUUCGGGGUCAGUAUCUGCAGACAUGAGCCAGUUUAUCAUCAACGACGCGAAGCAGGAUGACCAGGGUUUCAUUUACGUGCAUCAGCAUAUUGCUGGUAGGGUCAAGCCACAUCAGGUUGAGGGGAUUCGGUUCAUGUGGAACCAGGUCGUCGUGCUCCGACAGGGCUGCCUCCUGGCACAUACCAUGGGCCUCGGAAAGACGAUGCAAGUGAUCACACUGCUUGUCGCCAUCGCUGAGGCCUCGCGCUCCCAGGAUAAAUCCAUCUCCUCCCAGGUUCCCGGCAAUCUCAAAAAGUCGAAGACCCUGGUGUUGUGCCCCGCCGGACUGGUCGACAAUUGGGUGGACGAGCUCCUCAUCUGGUCACCCCAGGAUACUGCGCAUGUAUCACUGCUUGGAAGCCUCUCCAAGAUCAAUGCGUCUCUGGAUGCGGAACAACGCAAGGCUAGAGUCCGCCGGUGGGCAGAGGACGGUGGUGUUCUAGUCAUAGGCUACACCAUGUUUGUCGCCAUGUGCAAGGACGACGAGAUGCGUGACCUCUUGUGGCAGAAGCCACACAUCGUCAUCGCAGAUGAAGCGCAUCAUCUGAAGAAGCAGCAGUCGCAGGCCCACAAGGCCACUGCAAACUUCAGGACGGCCAACCGCAUAGCGAUGACUGGCACUCCAUUGGCGAACAACGUCGGGGACUACUACGCCAUGAUCAACUGGGUUGCGCCCAACUACCUGGGGUCACCCAAGGAUUUCACAAAGGACUACGAAAAACCGAUCAAACAAGGUCUCUAUUCCGACAGCAGUGCCAGCGAUAAGAGAAUUGCCUUGAAGAAGCUCCACAUGCUGAAGCAGACAGUCGCGCCCAAGGUCCACAGGAUGGGAAUAGCCGCUCUAAAGGACGACCUACCCACAAAGAAGGAAUUUGUCAUCUACCUUCGUCUGACGGAUGUCCAGAUGGCGGCGUAUCGGGCUUAUGCCGACCACGUGCUCAACGACGACAAGGUCACAAGUCAAAUGGCCGGGCCGAAGAUAUGGGCCUUCGUGGCUAUCCUGUCGAGUCUCCUAGCCCACCCUUAUGUCUUCCGGGAAAAGCUCCAGAAACGGAAGGAUGAGUUGGCUGUCGCACAAGGGAGCCGCGCGGGGCCGUCCAAGAGUGGCUCGGCUGCUGCAAAGGGGAGCUGCUUAGGGCUGUUCAACAAGAGUGGCUUGGCUGGUGCAAGAAGCGGCCGCGCAGAAGCGGCCACGUCUACCGAUGAUGAGUCCAAUGAGUCACGCGUGGAAUUUCCAGAGACCCUGUUGAGCGAUGUCUUGGCGACGGUUUCCACCCGGAACAUAGAGGACUUUGAUUUGUCUUGGAAAAUCAUGCUCCUCACGCGCAUCCUAGACGAGUCUAAACGGGCGGGCGACAAGGUCUUGGUGUUCUCACAGCUGCUCACAACACUCGACUUUAUUGAGGAGGUCUGCCGCCGUCAAAAGCGAAACUUCUCGCGGCUGGAUGGGAACACGCCUGCUUCCGAACGGCAGAGCAGUGUUAAGCGCUUCAACACGGACAAAGGGUCUGACGUAUAUCUGAUCACGACGAAGGCUGGGGGAGUUGGCCUGAACAUUUACGGAGCUAAUCGAGUCGUCCUCUUUGACUUCAAGUUUGUGCCUACCGAUGAGCAGCAGGCUGUCGGCCGCGCAUACAGGAUCGGUCAGAAGAAGCCAGUCUACGUCUACUGGCUGAUCGCCGGCGGAACGUUCGAGACGGUAGUCCAAAACCGAUCCGUCUUCAAGUCCCAGCUCGCAUCGCGAAUUGUCGACAAGAAGAACCCCAUCGCCUGGUCCAAGCGGAAUGGCGACUACUUUAAAGACCCCACGAUCCCCCCCAAGGCUAAGAACCUUGCAGAGUAUCUGGGAAAGGACACGGUGCUUGAUGCUCUGCUCAACUCGGCGGACUUGGAAGAUGGCAUCAGGUCUAUCAUCAUGACCGAGACCUUCGAGGAGGAAGAUCCGGAUGACAAUAUACUCACCAGUGAGGAUAGGAAGGAGAUCUCUGACUUCAUUGCGAUGAACCAGCGGCGCCUUCGGGAGCCGGAACAGACUGGCCGACCGGCGACGGGAAGCGGGCUUGCUCGAGUGCCUGCCGAGUGGGCUCGACGUCCUACUCAUGGGACCCCUCCACAGCCGGCGCAAGUGCCAGCAGCUUCCCCGCAGACACCCCUCCCGCUUCGGUUUCCGAUCGGUGCGCGCCCGAAUGAGCCGUCCUCGACAUCGUCAUUGCCGGCACCAGCCAAAACUCCUCUGCAGGAGGGGGCUGUUGUUCCAGAGGUACCAGCCCAACUACUUCGGGCCAUAUCCCCCCCGCGUAUCGUGUCUCAGCGGGCAUCAAAUCCGAGGCCCCUCGGGGCAAUGGAACCAGUGGCAGGAGCAGGCACCCAGAUACGGGGCCCGGUCAUCAGCCCACCGCAACAGCCACAAUUGCCGGCGGGACCUCAUAGCAACGUGGGCCAGCUCAAUAUAACUUCGAAGAAAGCAGAUUUCCUGCGCAUGCUGAGCGUGGCUUAUGACGCAUUGCCGCUGUACCGGCGUAAAUUCCUGGCGCCGCCGCACACGGUCGUUGCCCAGGUCCAGGAGACUCUGGACAGCCAGCCUCAACCUAUGAAAGGUGUAGUUCUGCUGGACCACUGGGUGUCGCUGCUGAAAGCUGUCCAGCAUCUGAACGUUGCGAAAUCGUUGAUUGUUGGUGUCAUUCGGCCUCCAAAGCUGGCCAUGAUGACCCGCAUCGAGCUGGAACAGCUUAUAGCGCAGUCCACGACCAUGUCGGAGCUUGAGUUCAAUGCUAUGCUGUGGAACCGCGAGGGCCCAGAUCAUCUUCACAACAACAGUAUGCGGAAAUCCACCUCACUAGGCCUGUCGACGACCGGCGAUGCGGCCGACGAUGCGAUCGACGAUGCGAUCGGCGAAGCGAAGGUGAAAGCCACCGACAUGCAUGUCAUCAUGCGAGAGAUUCAACGGAGCAAGGACUGCGACGGCACUGCGGAUCGACCGCCUCGUCUUCCGAAUUGGGCGCAGAGGGAACUGACCAAAGAGAGAUCUAAGAAACGCGAUGGUUCAGCAACCCCCUCAAUCCCGCAAACCCCUUCCCGCCUACGUCCGGGAGACUCGAUCGAUUCACCUCAGGUCAUCGACUAA